Messenger RNA from Aureobasidium melanogenum CBS 110374, 552 nucleotides. RefSeq lists its product as uncharacterized. Lineage: Eukaryota; Fungi; Ascomycota; Dothideomycetes; Dothideales; Saccotheciaceae. The transcript is spliced from 2 exons. Bases 1 to 552 code for a protein of 183 amino acids. Gene Ontology annotation, biological process: mycotoxin biosynthetic process. The record is from RefSeq and is a predicted model, not a curated record.
AUGAACAUCCAGAUCUUCGAGCGCAACUCUCUCUAUGCAUCUCGUCCAUCACCUGAAUCUGACGCAGCUUGGAACGCGCUCCUCCCCGAAGGCCGCGGGUUCGUCUAUGUACCCGAGUCAGAAAGAUACUCUCUGCCACCAGGCGAAAAGACAUUCUAUGGCGAAAUUUAUUCCGUAUCCUUGUUUCAUCAAUUGCAUUGUCUAGGCCAAUUACGCAAAUACUACUGGCUAUUGAUUGAUGGAGUCAUGAGCAACAGCACAAGUCUGAGACCCAUGGUGGAUGGUUUACUAGGACCUUCUGGCGAGCACGUAUCGCACUGUUUCGACUACCUGCGACAAACGCUGCAAUGUGCAGGUGAUAUGGCCUUGGAAUGGCCACGGAAAGAGGAGGAUGGUAGCAGGUUUGCUGUCGAUGGUUGGGGAAUUCCUCACGAAUGCAGGAGCUGGGAUCAUAUUGUUGAUUACAUGAAGGGGUCGUAUUUCAACUUGUCUAUGAACAGCGACAUUGCGCCCGAUCAUCCCAUGCAUGGAGACGGCAUGGCGAGAUUAUAG